Messenger RNA from Oppia nitens, 570 nucleotides. RefSeq lists its product as uncharacterized. The transcript is spliced from 2 exons. Bases 1 to 474 code for a protein of 157 amino acids. Lineage: Eukaryota; Metazoa; Arthropoda; Arachnida; Sarcoptiformes; Oppiidae. The record is from RefSeq and is a predicted model, not a curated record.
AUGUCUGUAAGUUAUGAUUUCACCGGAAAGGUAGCUCUGAUAACUGGUUCGAGUUCGGGUAUCGGUGCCGGCAUUGCCCAACUGUCUGCCAAAUCGGGUGCCAAUGUUGUAGUAACCGGUCGUAAUACCGAUCGUGUGGCCAAAGUGGCCAAACAGUGUACAGAUUUGUCACCGAAACAGUUGACUGCACUGGAAGUUGUCGGCGAUGUUAACAAACAAGUGGAUUGCGAUCGACUAAUUGAUUCGACUGUCCAAACGUUUGGCAAAUUGGAUAUAUUGGUCAACAAUGUCGGGUUCGCUCAUAUGGCAGAUGUCGAUACAGAGGAUUACUUUCAAAUAUUUCAAAAUGUUAUGCAAACUAACUUGAAUUCAGUGGUAUAUCUGACCCAUAAAUCUGUUGAACAUUUGGCCAAAACUAAUGGCAAUAUUAUUAAUAUAUCGAGUAUUGCGUCAAAAAUAUCGGCUGGAAGGUAACGGUUCGUCACCCUAUAAUAUAUCUAAGGCAGCACUGGAUAUGUUUACCAAAUGUAUGGCCGCAGAGUUGGGACCCAAACGUAUUAGAGUUAAUUC